AUGCUCAUCACUCUCGCCAUCUCUCCUCUCGUACUGUGUCAAAACGCGACAAGAUGCCACAGCGAUGCGUGUCUGAGAUCUUUCAAACGAAAUCAUCACCAAGCGCAACGAUACUGUGCAGAUCAUCCCAACCCAUGGCGGAUGAGUCCCGCACCUCGCUGGGCCAACGAAUGUCAUAGUUUGGGUCGCAACAAUAACACGAGGCAGCGUCUAGCUUCUGUCUGUUCCUGCUUGCACAAGCCAAAGGCCACCGGUGAGCCUGUUUACACUGCAAAAGCCUCUCCGAGCAUGAAAAUGAGCACCACUCAGAGCACCACCGUACUUGCCCCAUCUAUCGAAGCAGAUGCAAGCAUCGCCGCUUAUAUCACAUCGGGAGCUUCGAUGUCCGAUGAAGCUGUCGCUACCUCGACUUACGUCUUCGAGGACCCCCCAAUUGUCGACGAGGAUAAGAUCAGUCGCACGAACUGA
Endocarpon pusillum Z07020 is the source of this 468-nucleotide messenger RNA. RefSeq lists its product as uncharacterized. The coding region runs from base 1 to 468 and encodes 155 amino acids. The transcript has a single exon. NCBI's taxonomy places the organism in Eukaryota, Fungi, Ascomycota, Eurotiomycetes, Verrucariales, Verrucariaceae. The record is from RefSeq and is a predicted model, not a curated record.